Molecule: messenger RNA, 1696 nt
Organism: Monomorium pharaonis (pharaoh ant)
Lineage: Eukaryota; Metazoa; Arthropoda; Insecta; Hymenoptera; Formicidae
Product: drebrin-like protein
Exons: 5
Coding region: 94-1509 (471 amino acids)
Biological process (GO): positive regulation of axon extension; postsynaptic actin cytoskeleton organization; positive regulation of dendritic spine morphogenesis
Cellular component (GO): actin filament; postsynaptic membrane; cortical actin cytoskeleton
Molecular function (GO): actin filament binding
Source: RefSeq, a predicted model, not a curated record
UUUGCCGUCUACUUGUUUGUAUAGUCCGUGCGGUUCCUCCUGUUAUCGAAUCCGCCCCGGAACUUGUUAUGAACUUGAUGAUUUAGCGAGAAAAUGUCAAUUAAUCUGACGAAAAACAAUGAUGCCUUGGUGGCCGCUUGGCACAGCGUGGUCAACGAUAAAUUGUCUACUAACUGGGCUCUGUUUGGCUAUGAAGGGCAGACUAAUAAUUUAAAAGUAGAUGGAACAGGAAAUGGUGGUUUGGAAGAAAUGAUUGAUCGACUGAAUAGUAGUCACAUCAUGUAUGCAUUUUGUAAAGUUAUCGAUACUAAAACAAGUCUACCAAAAUAUUUACUUAUUAAUUGGCAAGGGGAAGGUGCUCCAAUUGUUAGAAAAGGAACAUGCGCUAAUCACAUUAGAGAUAUAGAAAAAUUGUUGAAGGGAGCACAUAUAACAAUUACUGCACGUUCUGAAGAUGAUGUGGAGGUAGACAUGAUUAUGGAAAAGCUUGCACGAGCAACAGCUUCUGCAUAUAAAUUCAAUGAACCUCGUAGUGAAAACGAAGGAAACACAGGUCCUGUUGGAACAACAUAUCGCAGAGUAAACCCUGAACAAGAAAUAAAUGCAAUGGAGAGAGAUCAGUUUUGGGAAAAGGAAGAAAUGGAGGAGAAAAGAAGAUUGGAGCAAGAGCGUCUGCGUUGCGAACAAGAGCGGCAGAAGUUAGAACGAGAAGUUAGAGCUCGGGAAGAAAAGGAAACGCAACUGAGAGAACAACAAGUAACGGCAAAGGAAAAUUCAAUCGCUCGUCAAAAACUAGCUGAACAGCGUGCCGAAAAUGUAAACAACUUACGCAAUCAAGUGGCUGCUCAAAAUUACAGCAAUGACGUCGAAGAUGAUCAUAAAUCGCGAAGCGAAGAACUACGGAGACAAAGGAGCAAAGAAACACAACAAUUGAUUGCUCAAAGAACAAUAAAUGCUCGAGCGAUAUUUGAACAGAAUUCAGCGGCCGGUCAAAUGAAGACGAGUUCUGCUCAACAAUUCUUACCUAAGAACAAUCAUGUGGAAUCAAUGAGAAAAGCGUUGGAGGAGACUCAGAUAAAGGAUCAGUCCGACGUGAAAUCUCGUGAGGAAACAUUAACUGAAGCGAAAAAAUCAACAAAUGCGGAAACAAUUGUCUCUUCUGUAGUGUCUCAAUCUCAAAAUACCAAUCAAGAAUUAAAAACAACUGCCAAUCCGCAAUCAGAACCUGGACAAACGACAGAGACUAAGGAGCAGGUCGCCGAAAACGAAUUGUACAACCAAUUAGAUGGCCCGUACUUAUACUUUGAUCCAAAUAACGAGGGAAUGAAAGCUAGAGCUUUGUAUGAUUAUCAGGCCGCUGACGACACAGAAAUCACUUUUGAUCCCGGAGAUAUAAUUACGCAUAUUGACGCAAUUGACGAAGGCUGGUGGCAAGGGCUCGGACCAGAUGGUACAUACGGACUUUUCCCUGCUAAUUACGUUGAAGUUAUCGAGUACAAUACAACAUGAUAAAACAUGUUUCCAGAAAAAUUUAUGAAGAUUACUUAUAAUUUUCUUCAUAACUAUCCACAUGAAUUCACUUGCAUGUAAGACAUUGAUAUCAGCGCAAUAUUAUCCCUGAUAAAUGCUGUUACACAAGCAUAAGUAAGAAAUUGAACCACGUGAUAAAAUUAAUUCCGAAUGACUAGAAAAAAAA